Delphinapterus leucas (beluga whale) is the source of this 2568-nucleotide messenger RNA. RefSeq names its product mannosidase alpha class 1C member 1 (gene MAN1C1). Gene Ontology annotation, molecular function: mannosyl-oligosaccharide 1,2-alpha-mannosidase activity; calcium ion binding. Gene Ontology annotation, cellular component: endoplasmic reticulum; Golgi membrane; extracellular exosome. Gene Ontology annotation, biological process: mannose trimming involved in glycoprotein ERAD pathway; carbohydrate metabolic process. The record is from RefSeq and is a predicted model, not a curated record. Lineage: Eukaryota; Metazoa; Chordata; Mammalia; Artiodactyla; Monodontidae.
GACUGUCCCCAGCCCCGUGCCCGGCAACGAUGCUCAUGAGGAAAGUGCCCGGCUUCGUCCCGGCCUCCCCGUGGGGGCUGCGGCUGCCGCAGAAGUUCCUCUUCCUUCUCUUCCUCUCCGGCCUCGUCACCCUGUGCUUCGGGGCCCUGUUCCUGCUGCCCAACUCCUCUCGCCUCAAGCGCCUCUUCCUGGCCCCCCGGAUCCAGCAGCCCGGCCUGGAGGCAGUGGCCCAAGUCGCCGGCCACCCCGUGACCCGCGAGCAGGAGUCGCCUCCGAACCCGGCCCCCGCGGCUCCAGCCCCGGGUGAGGACGACCCCAGGAGCCAAGCCAGUCCCCGCCGCGGGAAAGGGUGGCUGCGGCGCACCCGCCCCACCGGGCCGCGGGAGGAGGCCACGGCGGCCCGGGGCAGCAGCGCCACGGCCCUCAGACCGCAGGAGGGGAGCAUCUCCUCUAGCUUUGACUUCAACGCCUUCCGAAGCCGCCUCCGCCACCCGGUCCUGGGCACUACGGCCGACAAGAGUAAGGAGCCCCAGAGCCUAGUUCAAAGCCAGCGGGAGAAAAUCAAGGAGAUGAUGCAGUUCGCCUGGCAGAGCUACAAGCGCUAUGCGAUGGGGAAAAACGAGCUCCGGCCCCUCACAAGAGACGGCUACGAGGGCAACAUGUUCGGAGGCCUCAGUGGGGCAACGGUCAUUGAUUCCCUCGACACCCUCUACCUCAUGGAGCUGAAGGAGGAGUUCCAGGAGGCCAAGGCCUGGGUGGAAGAGAGCUUCCACCUGAACGUGAGUGGAGAAGCAUCCUUGUUCGAAGUGAACAUCCGGUACAUCGGAGGACUUCUCUCGGCCUUCUACCUGACGGGAGAGGAGGUGUUCCGAAUAAAGGCCAUCAAGCUGGGGGAGAAACUCCUGCCGGCCUUCGAAACCCCCACCGGAAUCCCAAAAGGCGUGGUGAACUUCAAAAGCGGCUCCAACAGGAGCUGGGGCUGGGCCAUGGCAGGGGGCAGCAGCAUCCUGGCAGAGUUUGGAUCCCUGCACUUGGAGUUCUUACACCUCACCCAGCUCUCUGGCAACCAGGUCUUCGCAGAAAAGGUCAGGAACAUCCGAAAGGUCCUUAGGGAUAUUGACAAGCCCUUCGGCCUCUACCCCAACUUCCUCAGCCCGGUGAGCGGGAACUGGAUGCAACACCAUGUCUCGGUUGGAGGACUCGGGGACAGUUUUUACGAAUAUUUGAUCAAAUCCUGGCUGAUGUCGGCCAAGACAGAUAUGGAGGCUAAAGAUAUGUACUACGAAGCCUUGGAGGCAAUAGAGACCCACUUGCUGAAUGUCUCUCCCGGGGGGCUGACCUACAUUGCUGAGUGGCGAGGGGGGAUUCUGGACCACAAGAUGGGGCACCUGGCCUGUUUCUCCGGGGGCAUGAUCGCCCUCGGCGCUGAGGAUGCCAAGGAAGAAAAGAGGGCCCACUACCGAGAGCUCGCAGCCCAGAUCACCAAGACGUGCCACGAAUCGUACGCCCGCUCAGAUACCAAACUGGGGCCCGAAGCCUUCUGGUUUAACUCAGGCAGAGAGGCCGUGGCCACGCAGACGAGCGAGAGCUACUACAUCCUGCGGCCCGAGGUGGUGGAGAGUUACAUGUACCUGUGGCGGCAGACCCACGACCCCAUCUACAGGGAGUGGGGCUGGGAAGUGGUGAUGGCCCUGGAGAAAUACUGUCGGACGGAAGCCGGGUUCUCUGGGAUCCAAGACGUAUACAGUAAGGUUCCCGACCACGACAACAAGCAGCAGACUUUCUUUCUAGCGGAGACACUAAAGUAUCUCUAUCUUCUGUUCUCUGAAGAUGACAUGCUCUCGCUGGAAGACUGGGUGUUCAACACGGAGGCCCACCCGCUCCCCGUGAGCCACCCGGACAGCUCUGGCAGGGGCGGGGCCUGACUCCCACCACCCGUCGCCUUGUGCUCCAGGACCACCUUUACGGGAUCUGGGGCUGUUCUCAAACGGAUUGGAGAUGUGGGCCCCUGCCUGGCGGACCCGGCAGAUGUGUUGGACGAGCAACUUCUUUUCCUCUGUGAGGAGACAGGACUCGGAGACACAGCGAUGUCACACCAGGCCCAGACGUUCCUUUCCACGGAGAAUGUCUAUGAAACCUGCUCACUUGCCAUUCCAGGGCCAAAGCACCGGAGGUUUGCCUUGCAGCCUCGUGGAUUUGAUUCACUUCCUUUCGUUUUGGAGGUUUUUUGGUUUUUGCUUGAUUUUGCCUUUUCUCUACAGUUGUGUUUUCUCACAGAUUUUAAAUAUAGUUUUCAAAAUCAUGUGCUUUCAGAAAUGGUGUCCUCCAAUAAACUAAACCUUAAAGUGUUUGCACACACACACACAAAACCUUGACCCCAUUUUCUAUAUUUUGAAUUCCUUUUGCCCAACGUUUACUAUAUGUUCAAUUAUGUGUCAUUUACCUUAUAAUUUGAGGAGGGGUUCCCCUUUGAUUUGGGCCUAAGUGUUACGAAUCACUAGUGCUGUUUUCAGUAUUGUAAUGGAAAAUUCUGUAAAGUUACAAUAAAGGAGUUUAUUGAAUAAGAAA